Molecule: messenger RNA, 684 nt
Organism: Vidua macroura (Pin-tailed whydah)
Lineage: Eukaryota; Metazoa; Chordata; Aves; Passeriformes; Viduidae
Source: the annotation of a RefSeq genome assembly
AUGAACCUAAGCUUCUUCGACCAAUUCUCAAGUCCAUCCCUCCUAGGGAUCCCAUUAGUCCUCAUCUCAACAAUAUUCCCAGCCCUAUUAAUCCCCUCCAUAGACAAACGAUGAAUCACCAACCGCCUCUCAACACUCCAACUAUGAUUCAUCAAUCUAGUCACAAAGCAACUAAUAUCACCCCUGAACAACAAAGGACACAAAUGGGCCCUAAUUCUAACAUCCCUAAUAAUCUUCCUACUGCUAAUUAACCUGCUAGGCCUUCUACCAUACACAUUCACCCCAACCACACAACUAUCCAUGAAUCUAGCACUAGCCUUCCCCCUAUGACUUGCCACCCUCCUAACAGGCCUGCGAAAUCAACCCUCCGCAUCCCUAGGACACCUACUACCAGAAGGUACCCCAACACCACUAAUCCCCGCCCUCAUCCUGAUUGAAACCACAAGCCUGCUUAUCCGACCCCUAGCUUUAGGAGUCCGACUCACAGCCAACCUCACAGCAGGCCACCUACUCAUCCAACUCAUCUCCACAGCCACAGUAGCCAUAUUCUCAACAAUACCAGCAGUAUCACUCCUUACCCUACUAGUGCUUUUCCUGCUAACUAUCCUAGAAAUCGCAGUAGCAAUAAUCCAAGCCUACGUUUUCGUACUCCUACUAAGCCUAUACCUACAAGAAAACAUCUAA